UUCUCUAGGAAGUAGCACCAAAUGGAAGACAGGACUCCUGGAUUGCUUUCCUGCUGUGCUGAGCUCUGCCUUCUGGUAAGACCUGUGCACCUCCUGGAAGAAAGUUUUCUUCCUUCUGCACAAGUGAAUUCAUCUGAAAGGUGACAUAAAUGCAGAGAUAGCAGUGAUUUCUUAAAUAACAUUCAUCAAAUCAGGAAGGUAGAAUAAGUGAUCAUUACUCUGCCUUCAGCUCAAGAGUACAUCAGUGUGCUCUGCAGACAAUAACAGUGGCGAGCGCAGAGAACAGAAGGUUUCUAAGCUAUAUAGUGAUUAUUAUCAAUUACUAUAAGGCAUUUUAAUCUAGAGAGAAAACGUAGAAAAUGGAUCACGGGCAGAAUAAUAAUUUCAGUUUGAAAGAGACCAUCUUGCCCUGGGAAUGUAUGGUUUGAGUGUGGCUCCUGGGUGCUGUGUGCUAAAUCACUUGUGAGGCAGAUGUAAGUGAUUGGCUGGCACAGAAAGCAGCUUCAGAAGCCACACUGUAAACAGAGCAGUGCUGCGAGGCUCCGAGGAAGGCACUGCGUGCAUUGGAGCACUGUGACAGCGGGGAGCAGAGAGCACUGAGACCACACACUGCUCCCAUCUCUGCUUCCAUCUCAGCCUGCUGUGGGCAAGGACUCCAUCAAGGCAGAGGGGAGGGCAGCUCUGCUUCGUUAUCAUCCCCGGGCACUUUGUUUGGAUGAGAGUUGAGAAGGAAUAUUUCCAUGGGUACGGGAUGAGAAGCACGGAAAGGUGAUUUAAAGUCGACGACCUGUCUGGAGGUGCUGGUGUUGCUGGCAAACAGCAGUGCUAAGAGUUGGAGGAGGAAAAUGAAGCCAGGUGCCCUCCUGAACCGAGCUACCUAUCAAAGCUGAGAGCAACUGGUGGGGACCUCUUGGAGUCGGACUCCUGGAAAGAACAACGGGAAUUCAGGGGUGCCAUGGAUUCAGAAGCAGAACUAUAGCUGUUGCCAAGCUGCCUUAAAACUGAGAUCAGGACACUACUGGAAAACAACCUAAGAAGGAACAAUUUGUCCUGGGAAAGCAGGUGGCCAAAAGAUCAUUCCUUCCUUGCUCCAUUACGCUCUCUGGCUGUGUUCUUGUCCAUAUGUGCAAGGGCUAGGAAAAGCCUAGGCAGAUCUGUGGCCAGAACAAAAGAAACCACUUUGAAAAAGGUUUGGGUUUGAUCAGCAGCAUUCUUGCAACAUGGCUGACCAGGAGACCGAGGACUUAGCAGCAGAAAGCCUCUUGGCCAAGUCUAAGAUGCAUCCCAGUCUCCCACCGUAUGACAUGGAUGACCAGCUCCUUCCCCGGGAGCCACGGAGCACCUGCGGCUGCUGGGCAUGGGCUCUGCUGAUAGCCACCAUGAACCUCUUAGUCUUUUUCAUCAACUUGCUCCUGAUGCUUGUUAUCUUCACCAUCGUGUUGCUUCCCACCAUUGUGGUCGUUUACUUUGGCUUCCAGUGCCACUCUCGGGUGCUGCACUCCACUGCCCGCUACUGCAGAACCAUCCUGGAUGACAACAGCUCCUCGGCCCUCAUCAUCCUGGGCUUCGUCAUCAUGUCGCCCCUCAUCGUGGUGGCCAUGGCCACCUACUGCAGCCUGGCCAGGCGCCUUCGCCUCCUCAUGUGCUUCCAGCCGUGCAGCCGGGCCCUGUACAAGGGCGUGAAGUGGCGCUGGUAUGAGGAGGGCGGUCUGUGCGGCUGUGCCAGGGGCUGCAGCCCCCAUGUCAAGGCCUGGGUCUGAGCCAGAGGCCCCAUCCCACCCAGCGUGCCCUUCUCCCUAUCCUCACCCUCCCCGCUGCCUCCCAGCAUCACCCUGAGACCUCUGCGGAGCAGUGCUCAUUGUAAGCAAGAGAAGUGUCAUGAGCCACCUCCUAUAGCUUUGUCUAUAUCAUAGUAGAUUGCUGCUCACCACCAGGGAGGGAUUGUCAGUGCAGCUCCUUGAUGUUAAAAACAACAUGCAGCAGAAUUCCUCCAGGACCUGCUGUGCUCAUGGCAGCUCUAUUUCCAGUCUUGACAGCAUGGUCACAGAGGUCUCCUUGGGUUUGGCUGCUGCUGGGAAAGCAUCCAGCCAUAAGGAAGCAGCUGGGGUUUCUCAGUGCUGGGCAGUCCCAACCUCUGUAGGUCAUUGCUUCUGCAGUGCUAGAGAUCUGCAGAGUUCCUACGCACCAGAUGUUCUUCCCCAGUUAACAACCCCUCUUUCCCAUAGCCUAUAGCAGUGCUAUGCUUGUUUUCCUGUCCCCGAGCCAGGUUGUUGGGCUGGCUGCAGAUAUACGCAGUUCUUUGGGUCUGUCCCCCUCCAGCUGCUGAUCUGAAGUGUGCUUGUCUGGUGAUAGCUGGUGGGUAUUAACCUGCAAAUCAUUCUUUGUCCUUCGCUGUGGUUUUUGUUCAGCUCCGUUUUAAGGCUCCUCGCAGGACGAGCUGGAGAUCUCCAGUGGCCUCAGAGUCACUGCAGGCUCUUCCAGGGCUGGGUAAGAGAUUUCAGAGACAGUGCCUUGUUCUGAGACACCUGGAUGUAGCAUUAGUGCUGCACAAUCUGAAGAGUGGAUGUGAGAAGGUAUGGCAGCUGGGUGUAAGCGUGUGAUGCUCCAGGUGGUCCUGCUGGAGUAGGUUUGGACCAGAUGAUCUCCAGAGGUCAUCCCCAGCUGUGUUGUGAUGUUUUCCUUUAAGCCCUGAUGGUUUCAGGCACGGCAUCAGUGGGGCUGUGUGCUGCUGACUGCUGCAAGCUCCGUGCUCCCCCCGCUGCUCUUCCUAUCUGCCAACUAUUGCCAUUGCUAUGUCUGAAUAAAGA
Molecule: messenger RNA, 2807 nt
Organism: Centrocercus urophasianus (Greater sage-grouse)
Lineage: Eukaryota; Metazoa; Chordata; Aves; Galliformes; Phasianidae
Gene: TMEM278
Product: transmembrane protein 88B
Exons: 2
Coding region: 1221-1760 (179 amino acids)
Cellular component (GO): plasma membrane
Molecular function (GO): PDZ domain binding
Source: RefSeq, a predicted model, not a curated record